AUGCUGCGCCGGGCGAUUCAGCGCGCGCGGCUGCACCUGCCGGCGCCCAUCGGCCACGACAACGGCGGCGGGGGCGACAGCUUCAGCGACGACGAGGACUCGCCCGUGAGCCCCAGCGUCGCGCACACCACACUGCGCGACGAUGAGUCCGUGCGCGACCACUUCCGCAAGCGGCCGGAGGACGUUUCCGGCCUGCAUUUGAUCGUGGCGGGGGAGGCGGCGAAGGCGCGCAAAGGCCACGUGGCGGAGCUCAGCUCGGACAAGCAGCGCCGCGCUGCGGACGCCUGGGCGCGCUUGCAGGCGCUCUACGGCCUGUUCCGCCAGCUUGAAGCCGCCGCGGACGACGCUGCAGAAGACAGCGACACAGAGAGCGUGGACGCUGAAGAGAAGGAACUUGAGGUUCAGGAGAAGGAGACGCGCCGGCGACGCGGACGCGAUGAUGGCCUGCGGUCGCUGCUGCAGGAGGCGCGGCUGCCGCCGGGCGUGAUCCUGCGCGACUUGAAGACGUUGUCGAUGGCCGACGGCAGCGACGACAACGCCAUGCCCCAGGGGUUCACAGCCGGCAUGUUUGAGGCCCUGGGCAAUGCCAUGUACAAUGAAAUGCUCGCGGCUGCGGAGCAGAAUCGUAUUAGCCCCGACGCGUUCGAGGAGCUGGGCAACUGCCUGUACGCAGAGGCGGCGAGUGUCGCCGUAUCUGCCACUGCUUAG
Molecule: messenger RNA, 708 nt
Organism: Phytophthora sojae
Lineage: Eukaryota; Oomycota; Peronosporomycetes; Peronosporales; Peronosporaceae
Exons: 1
Coding region: 1-708 (235 amino acids)
Source: RefSeq, a predicted model, not a curated record